Molecule: messenger RNA, 6025 nt
Organism: Hemibagrus wyckioides
Lineage: Eukaryota; Metazoa; Chordata; Actinopteri; Siluriformes; Bagridae
Gene: inpp5ja
Product: inositol polyphosphate 5-phosphatase K
Exons: 13
Coding region: 290-2626 (778 amino acids)
Biological process (GO): negative regulation of peptidyl-serine phosphorylation; phosphatidylinositol dephosphorylation
Cellular component (GO): plasma membrane; cytoplasm; ruffle
Molecular function (GO): phosphatidylinositol-3,4,5-trisphosphate 5-phosphatase activity; phosphatidylinositol-4,5-bisphosphate 5-phosphatase activity
Source: RefSeq, a predicted model, not a curated record
UUAUUUGUGACCGUUAUCUGUUUUCGUCCGUUAUUGGUCAUGUGACCGACCUGUCCUCACGCGCGUCUCUCUCUCUUGCGCGCUCUCUCUCUCUCUAUAUAUAAUGCAUAUGCAUAUAUAAGCGGAUGCAUUGUGCUAAUUAGGCUAGACGUUAGGCUUCACAACUUUGACAAAAAGAAUCUUUGACCUGUUACUGCUCUUAAUGGAUGGAUGAAAUUCGUUCGGUGUUUGUGAUGAAAAUGAAAACAAUAAUUGCUUGAGGUCGUUUCACCUCGUGAAUAAAAGGUUGAUGGAUCCAGCACAGCCUGGGCAAAGCGCCACAUUCCUUAUGCCAUCCACAGGAAAACUUAGUCCAUCUUCAGUUCCCAUCCUGCCCCCUCCGGCUUCAGUCUGCCCCACAACAAAGACAUUAAACCCUCCAGCUCUCAGCACUGCCAAGACAUCAGAAACAUCCCUGCAGGAACGUGGAAGCGCAGCGUCCACCUCUUUGGUGUCCGGCUCUGUUAGCAUCAGCCGACCCAGGCCCACUGCCAAAUCGGGGGUAAAAUCCCCUAGAACCGUGGACCCUCCUUCCAUUUUACCCAUUAUUCCAGUGACAAGCACUACAUCUCAAUCCCCUUCGGAGCCACUACAAGGACGCCGCAGUCCACAGAGCUCACAAAAUGCUCAACUCAACCCCAAAGAUGUUCAGCUCAGUCCAAAUGCCCCUCUAAAUCCAAUUCAGACCCAGCUUAGCCCCAGCACCAAGCCCAGCUCGUUAACUUUCCCUAGUCCUUCUGUGCAACCUAGUCGGAGUGCAAAUACACACUCGAGCUUUCUCCCUAAACCAAACCUAAACGCUCAGUCCAUCCCUAUUCCACAACCCAAUCUCCAGAGCCAAGCGCCAGAGCCGAUCAUCAUAAGUCCCGGCACUGCAGAAAAAGCUUCAUACAACAAGUCCACCAACGAUGACGGAGAUUUUAGGGUUCACAUCGUCACGUGGAACGUCGGCUCAGCGAUGCCACCUGACGACAUCAGCGGGUUGUUCAGUCCAGGAGUCAGUGACGGGAGCACAGACAUGUUUAUCGUUGGGCUGCAAGAAGUAAACUGUAUGAUCAAUAAGAGGCUGAAGGAUGCACUCUUCAUAGAUCAGUGGAGUGAGCUGUGCAUGGACACACUCGGACGCUUCGGUUACGUGCUGGUGGCGUCUCAGAGGAUGCACAGCGUUUUGCUGCUGGUUUUCUCCAAGUUUUGCCACUUGCCGUUCCUGCGCGGGAUUCAGACCCAAAGCACACGGACUGGCCUUGGCGGCUGCUGGGGAAAUAAGGGUGGUGUGAGUGUGAGGAUGAUGAUGUUCGGUCACCCCGUGUGCUUUCUAAACUGCCACCUGCCGGCUCACAUGCGGAACCUGGAGCAGCGCAUCGAGGACUUUGAAAGCAUCCUGCAGCAGCAGCAGUUUGAGGGCGGGGCUGCUGUGGGCGUGCUCGAUCACGAUGUCGUGUUCUGGUUUGGUGACCUGAACUUUCGCAUCGAUGACUAUGAUAUCCAUGUGGUGAAAAGUGCAAUAGAGAACAAUAAACUGUCUGUGCUCUGGGAGAAAGAUCAGCUCAACAUAGCGAAGAAGAGCGAGUCUGUGAUGGAUGAGUUUGUGGAAGGCCCUCUGAAUUUCCCACCGACCUACAAGUUUGACGUAGGAACACACACCUAUGACACAAGUGCUAAGAAGAGGAAACCUGCGUGGACAGACCGAAUCCUGUGGCGUCUCCGCAGGACAGGUUCCCCUGUGCCGUCCCACAAUGCCGCUCUGCAGCGGGGUCUUACCUCUUGGCUUGGCGGAGCCACACGGGUCACUCAGUGUUUUUACCGCAGUCACAUGGGCUACACCGUUAGCGACCACAAACCUGUCUCCGCCCUUUUCUGUCUGCAUUUUCCCUUUAAGCUGGACCUGCCAUUAGUCAAGCUGGAGGUGGAAAAGGAGUGGACCAAAGUGUCGGAUGCGACAGCCAAGUUUACUACAGCGUCGGGUUUCCAGAGGAGCUCCUGGGACUGGGUGGGAUUGUACAAGGUGGGAUUCAAACACCACAAGGACUAUGCAGCCUACGUCUGGGCCAAAUCUGACCAUUCCACUCAGGUGACUUUUCCAGAAGAGGAUUUGCCUAGAGACGCAGGAGAAUACGUGCUGGGUUACUACAGCCACAACAUGAACAGCAUUGUGGGAAUUACAGAACCGUUCCAGGUUCAGUUACCUGUCUGCUCCCCUCCCGCCCCGCCGUGUCCGUCUCGCUCGGACAGUUCGGACGCAAGCUCCGAGGACGACAGCACUCUGGUCCUGCUGGCUUCUAACUCACGCAGCCCGAGUCCCAGGACACGCUCCAAUAAACGGCAGCAGCGGCACCAUCGCAGUCGUAGCCCCGCCGUACCUGCCCUGCAGUCCCUCAGUCUGAAACCCAGAGACUCCCCUGUUUCACCCCGCCAGGCCGCGAACACCAAGAAGGAGCGUCUGUUCUCCCCAGAGUCACCUUCUAUUAGUCCUCUGAGCCCUGCCAAUGGCAUCAGUGUCCCCGAAGCACUGGUGGCCGCCAUCCUGGGGGAACACAGAGCACCUCAGGGCCAGCCCCCUGCCAAGAGCGGGGACUCUAACCGAUGACCACACAUCUGCUGUCCAGGACUUGUAGAAUGCUAAUACAUAACAGCUACAACGUGCGAGAGUCGUGUUUUUUUAGAUGUAGCUCUGACCUGUUGCUGGGUUCACACUGCAGUCUGUCUCUUCAAAUCAGUGCCGGUUCGAGCCUUGCUACUGGGCCUUUUUCUCAUCACAAUCUGCUGUGCUCGUGAGCUUUUUGAGUAUGAAUAAGUAGCUAGCUUGUUAUCUUUGCUAUUGUCUGGAGACCACUGACAUAUCACAAAGUUUAUCAAAUAGCUAGCUGUUGAGUUUCACACUCAUCUGCUCGAACCAUCAUAUACCUUUGACUGUAGUUUCUUAAGCUAGUUAGCUAUUUUGCUAGCUACUUUCCUGAUUACUGAGCUAGUGUUAGCAUCCACGCUUCAGACACUCUCAGUGCUAAACUAAGCAGCUAGCAGCAACCAGCAAUACUGAGUGCUUUUCAGAUGUCUCUUUUUAGCUGAUGGACAGUGUGCCAGGUCCGUGUUUAUCUUGGCGAAUUUUUACAGCAUUUACAGCAACAGCGUGGCAGUUGAUGGAUCAUAGUUAAGGAAUCAGCAUACAUUUGGUUCAUGUUCUUCCUACUGUAUAUGAGCUGAAAAUGUACGGAUUGGAGUAAAUUAUCCUGCAGUAUUUUCUACAGAGAUCAUAAGUCUGAGCUGUUUUCAUGAGAUCAUUCAGAAUUAUUAAAUAUAAGCACAGUGGCUCAGUGGGUCGUACUUUUACCUCUGAGGUUGGAGCUUUGAUCUCCACCAAUCUCUGCCAUCAGUCUGCAUGAAAACUUCAGAAGUUUCCUCAAGGUACUCCAGUUUCCUCCCCCAGUCCAUAGGUUUAUUGGCAUCUUUAAAUUGUCUGUAGUUUGUGAAUGGGUGUAUGAUUGUGCCCUAUUACAUGUUGGCACCCCGUCCAGGGUCUCCCCCAUUAUUUUGCCUCGAGUCACCUAGGAUAGACUCCAGGCUUCUCGUGACGCAGUAGUAUAAGCGCUACUGAAAUAGGAUGGAUGUAUUUUAUAUAAUAUAUUUAGUAAAAGGCAUAUGUACAUUUGUGCUGGAAAGCAAAGAUGCCCUAAAAAUGAUGUAACAGCUCUAAAUUGAACAAAGUCAUUAUUUAUUACGAGCACACUUUGCCUUUAAAUAUUCUUCAGUAGCCUCAAGUACUUCCUCCAAAUUUCUAAGAAUGUUAGCAGGUAAAGUGUUUCUCUGUAUCUUGGAGGUCCUGCAACAGUGCUUCUGAAAGCUAGUAUUUUUUGUCUGAAAAUUUUUCUGAAACGUUUCAGUUUUGUUGGAAAAUAUAUAUCAGGAUGCCUAAGACUUUUGCACUGUAUUGUAUGUAAUAUUUAUAUGUAUUGCAUUUAGGGGUUCUUUGGGUUAACAGGUCACAUUGUAGGUCUAAUGGUCAGGGUCUGGGAAUGUUAUAGCUAUAUCAUUUCAAUUUCUUUAACUUUGACAGAUGUAUGACAUCCCCUUUUUCCUCUGGUAUGAACUUCUCUCUGCCAACCUCAUCAUUUUUAGCACUGAUUUCCUAAUCAGGAUUGAUGAGAUGAGGUGCUUUUACCAACUAUACUUGAUUUGCCAAGAUAUACACAGGCCAUAAUUCCAGUACAUUUCCAUCUAUACGCCAAGAUUCAUUUCUGAAAUAGAUCCCUGGUCGCAUUUGAGGCAUGAGCUCAUGCUUUUUGCACACGUCGUCUCUAUAUAUCUCUGUCUUUUCCUUUUCAACUCGUAUAAGUCCAUAAAUGAAGCAGACGCCAUAGAAAUCAUAUUUCUAUGGCAAUCAUAGUCAAUGCUUUAUUUUAGAUCAUAAUCAACAAAGAUAUCAUGAUUGUGCAUGGUGUAGUUUCAUAGCAAAGUGUUUAGACCGGUGUUAUCGGUGUCUCUCAGUCUGAUUUGAUGUGUUGUAAUUUUUCUGUGCGUAUCAUCCGCGAUUUUUUGUCAUUCGCUUUCUUGAUAGUAGUGCUGUGGAUGGGACAGGCUAACGCUAGCUCUGCGUGGACAAGAGGAAAAGAUCAGAUACUAAAACGAAUAGCUUCUUUCAGUCGUCAGGCGCUAGAGCAAGUGGCAGAGAGGGCUCUACUGUACUGUACUAUGCACACUAAUCUACACUUAUAUUGCCAAAAGGGAACAGGAAGCGGUCAUCCCCAAACUGUUCCCAUAAAGUUGGGAGCAUGAAAUUGUCCAAAAUGUCUUGGUAUGCUGAAGCAUUAAGAGUUCCUUUCACUGGAACUAAGGGGACGAGCCCAACCCCUGAAAAACAACACCUGAAUUCGAUGAUAUGGAGGGGUGUCCCAAAACUUUUGCCAGUAUAGUGUACCUGUGUAGUGUGUAUAGUGUGUAGAGGACGGACCGGCACCACUUCGAAUACCCACCUGAGGCUUAUAAAUGUUAUGUAAUGUAUGUGUGUGUGUGGGUGGGGGAGGGGGGCUGUCAUGUUUAAUUUUAUUCAUUCUUGCUCCGAAAUCUAGUCAUGACUUGUGAUCGUAUGCAGAAAAGAUAUCACGUGAUUUCUUUUAAGCCUCAUAAUCCUGGAGAAUCUGAAUGAACUUUCAUGUUGUUUGUGAAGAAACCCCCCCACAAAAGCCAUAAUCUCCAGCCUUAUUGUUAAAUACAGCUACCAAAACACAGGUCACCCUGGUGGACCUAUCUGGACAGUGCAACUAAUGUGACAUCAUAAAAAAAGUGAUCAGUUAAGGCAAAUUGGCAUCGAUCAGUUUAGACAAGUAAUAAUGGAGCUGGAAAACAAUUCACCAGCUGCUGAUUUUGGUCGACCAGUUUGACCAGGUCAGCUUGUGUUUUGGUAGCUUAUCAGACCAAGCUGGAUGUUUCAGCAGGGAGUGCAAUCCGGACAAACAGGAUCCAGCUUUUAUUGAUGUCUUAUAGUAGUAAAGGUGAGUCACAUGUAACAAAAAGAACUAUUUUCUUUUUAAUGUCAGUAAACACCUUAAUUGCAUAAAACCCAACAGGGUGCAAUAAUAAAUUAUAUAUAUUUUUAAUUAUUAUUAUUUUUUUCGACUAGAAACCUAAGGGGGGGUGCAAAUUUUUUUGCACUUUACGCUAGCGUAUCUCCACAGCCAGACCCAAACACAACCAAACAAACAAAUAACUCAAUAUAAUUAAUCUAUGACCAUAGAAUACUACUGUACACUGGUUUUUAUUAUCUGCAGUGUCGAAACGACGGUCUCGUUUUUUCAGGGAGUGAAAUGAAAUGUACAUGAAGUGUAGCUGUCCUCUGAUUUUCUGCACCGUUUCGAGUCACGAGAAAGUCGUGCGAGAGCCUGUGAACGUUCCUGCAGUGUGAGAGCUUCAAUACAUUGUGCAAAAUAAAAAAAAAAAAAGAUAUCUUAAAAGACCGUGUUUUCAUUUAUAAACGGGUAAAUUGUGACUUUUA